AUGAUUUCAGAUUUACCGAAUAACUCAAUUUUGAAGGUAAAACCUCGGGGGGUGGCUCGGAUCAACGAUGAGAAGAAAUUGUGGAAGAAAGAGGAGGGAACGAACUUGACGACCACGUACGUGUUACCAAAUUCCCUGCGUUUGUCCGCCAGAAAGUCAUUGUAUGCAAGAAUUCAUCAUUUUACAUACAUAGCACUUUUUGCAAGGUUUAUUUCCAACAUUGAUACCGAGGACCGACAAUCAAAUAAUAUUCGUAAGAACAUAUCAACGCCAUCCGACUGUGUACAUCAUCAACAUGAUCAUGAACAUUUCGCAUCUUUCUUGGUAGCGCAAUAUUUUACCAACAUGAAGAAAAUUUGCUCUACAUAA
Molecule: messenger RNA, 369 nt
Organism: Amoebophrya sp. A25
Lineage: Eukaryota; Dinophyceae; Syndiniales; Amoebophryaceae
Source: the annotation of a GenBank genome assembly